AUGCGACCGGCUACGCGUGUACUGCGCCAGGCGCGUCUCGCGCAUCCGACGGCGGCGGCCCGGCGGCUGUUUUCUUCGUCGCCGGCACGGCUCGAGCAGUACGGCUUCAUCGGCCUCGGCCAGAUGGGAUACCAGAUGGCCAAGAACCUGCAGAGCAAGCUGACGCCGGCGGACUCGGUGCAGUUGUUUGACAUCAACAAGGCGGCCGUGCAGAAGCUGGCGAGCGAGGUGUCGGCGACGGGCGCGGCCGUGGAGGUUGUGUCGAGCGUCGCCGAUGCGGCCAAGAAUGCGGACUACGUCGUCACGGUUCUGCCGGAGCCCGUGCACGUCAAGGGCGUCUACAAGGAGAUCCUGGCCGGCGGCCUCGCCCCCGCGUCCACGCCGUCGAAGAAGCCCGUGUUUGUCGACUGCUCCACCAUCGACCCCUCGACGUCCCGCGCCGUGGCCGCCACCGUCCAGCACGCCGGCGGCGAUUUUGUCGAUGCGCCCAUGUCGGGCGGCGUCGUCGGCGCCACGGCCGGCACCCUGACGUUCAUGCUCGGCUGCCCCCAGCACCUGGUGCCCGCCGUCGAGCCGCUGCUGCUGCACAUGGGCCGCCGCGUGCUGCUCUGCGGCGACCAGGGCGCCGGCCUGUCCGCCAAGCUAGCCAACAACUAUUUGCUGGCCAUCAACAACAUUGGCACCGCCGAGGCCAUGCACCUGGGCGUGCAGUGGGGCCUCGAUCCCAAGGUGCUCGCGAGCGUCAUCAAUGUCAGCACGGGCAAGUGCUGGCCGUCCGAGGUCAACAACCCGGUCGCAGGCGUCGUUCCGACGGCGCCGGCCAACCGGGACUAUGCGGGCGGCUUCGGCAUCAGCCUCAUGAAGAAGGAUCUGAAGCUGGCGAUUGCGGCGGCCGAGGAGGCGGGCGCAAAACUGGCGCUGGCGGACUCGGCAAGGGGUCUGUACGAAGCCGCGGAGCAGGACGAGUCGUGCAAAGGUCGCGACUUUUCGGUUGUGUACCGGUACCUGGGCGGCAAGGAGUAG
Molecule: messenger RNA, 1023 nt
Organism: Sporothrix brasiliensis 5110
Lineage: Eukaryota; Fungi; Ascomycota; Sordariomycetes; Ophiostomatales; Ophiostomataceae
Product: 3-hydroxyisobutyrate dehydrogenase
Exons: 2
Coding region: 1-1023 (340 amino acids)
Biological process (GO): L-valine catabolic process
Cellular component (GO): mitochondrion
Molecular function (GO): NADP binding; 3-hydroxyisobutyrate dehydrogenase activity; NAD binding
Source: RefSeq, a predicted model, not a curated record